UAGGCCUUGCUUUGGCUGCGGCCUUGCGCGGCUCGAAGUUGACGUCCCGGGAGAACUUACUUAAAAACGAAGCAUUGCACUUGUACCGAAUGUCUACGGCUUAAGAAGCACUAAUUUACCACUGAACAACUAACACUCACAACCGCAGUCCAACAUGCCUAGCAGCCCUCGCCUCCCGACUACAACUUCAAAGCUCCAAAGCAUGCUUAUUCCGCGCCCUCCACGCGUGACUCUUCUUCCGCUUCAAUCUGUCUGGCAACCUGCCAGGCUUCCCACACCUGGCAAUGUGAGAGCCCGCUUCAACAGCUCUCUAGGCCAAGAAUGGAAGGGCUCUUCAACCGACGACCAUGCCGUGAAGAGAUCGAAGGACAAACGGGAUAUAACAGAUCCUCAGACAGAAUCUUCCGCUUCUGGGCUGAAGGAGAAAAAAGAAAGCGCGGGUGUCGCAGACGAAUCCAAGCAGGGAGCGGUGACGGAGAGGGAAGGUCUCAAGCAGGAGCGUCAAGCUAAAAAGGAACACCCUAAGGCGCCUGAACCGAUAAUCGGUAUGAAUGAUGAAAGAGCUGAGAAGGGUACUUGAUCGCACCGAUUGACCACUUGAGGCAACUAGUUUUGCAUGCGUUCGUGACCUUCGAUUGUCGUUGUAUUAUUCAUGGCAUGUGGUUGUCUCGUUACAGAAAUUGCCUUAUAUCGACUGUACAUAGAUGGAAUAUAUUUCUGGUCUAUCGGCCAGGUUUGAACGAA
Molecule: messenger RNA, 744 nt
Organism: Aspergillus novofumigatus IBT 16806
Lineage: Eukaryota; Fungi; Ascomycota; Eurotiomycetes; Eurotiales; Aspergillaceae
Exons: 2
Coding region: 155-580 (141 amino acids)
Source: RefSeq, a predicted model, not a curated record